Molecule: messenger RNA, 1005 nt
Organism: Miscanthus lutarioriparius
Lineage: Eukaryota; Viridiplantae; Streptophyta; Magnoliopsida; Poales; Poaceae
Source: the annotation of a GenBank genome assembly
AUGGCUUCUCAGGCUUCCAAUGUAGUCCGCCCUAGCGACGCCGAGCUACUGCAGGCACAAGCCGACCUAUGGUGGGUCAGCCUCUCCUACCUGACGCCCAUGUCACUGAGGUGCGCCGUGGAGCUUGGCAUCCCCACGGCGAUCCACCGCCACGGCAGGGCUGCCUCACCCACCGACCUGAUCCCCGCGCUGUCCCUCCCGUCCGCCAAGCUGCCGUUCCUUCGCCGCCUGCUGCGGCUUUUGCCCGUGCGGGCGUGUUCGCCGUCGACAAGACCGCGGCGGAGGAGAGGUGCACAUCAACCACACCUCUCUGGUGCUCGCCUGUACCUCGACGCGCUACCUCGAAGCGGCGAUGGGGUUGGCCGAGUUGUUCAAGAAGGACGUGGUGACGCCGCCAUUCGAGGAGCUGGCGAGCUGCAUGGGGCGACUCUGUUCCAAGAGAGCCUGGAGAGCCUCGACGCCGAUUUCCACAACAUGGCAAAUGAAGACAUGGACGCCCACGACAACUUUGGGAUUGAGAUCGCACUGCGGGAGUUCAGGGACUUGUUUGAGGGGAUUCAGUCGAUGACCUACUUCUGUGGUACCUCUGGUGAUGACAAGUUUGCCAGGGCCAUUGUCAAGGCCUUCCCACACAUAAAAUGCACUGUGCUGGCACCUCCAAAGAUGAUUGGCGCCACCAAACCGGAUGAUGGUGCGAUGAUAAACUAUGUCGAAGGUGACAUGUUCAAUUUCAUUCCACCUGCUCAAACUGUGGCGCUAAAGCUUGUGCUGCACCACUGGACUGAUGAGGACUGCGUGAAGAUCCUGGCUCAAUGCCGGAAGGUAAUUCCUUCACGAGAGGAUGGCGGGAAAGUUAUCAUUGGUGAUAUUCUGAUUGACCACUCUGGGCCUAUGUUGGAAACUCACCUCUUAAUGGACAUUGGCAUGAUGACCAUGACAAAAGGACGGCAACGGGAUGAAAAUGAAUGGCGUGACAUCUUCAUGAAAGCAGGGUUCAGUGACUAG